UAUUCAUGGCACCACCUGCCUGGAUGGAGACCACCGUGGGGGCUCUGGGUGAGAAUACCACAGAGACUUCCACCAACUCCCUUCCUACAUUUGAUGCCCAUGGAGAAGCCCAAGCUGCUUCCUUUCCAUUCACUUUCAGCUAUGGUGACUAUGACAUGCCCUCCGAUGAAGAGGAGGAUGUGACCAAGUCUCGGACUUUCUUUGCUGCCAAGAUUGUCAUUGGCAUGGCUUUGGUGGGUAUCAUGCUGGUGUGUGGCAUUGGCAACUUCAUCUUUAUCAUUACCCUGGCCCGCUACAAAAAGCUGCGCAAUCUCACCAACCUGCUAAUUGCCAACCUGGCCAUCUCAGACUUCCUAGUGGCCAUCGUGUGCUGCCCCUUUGAGAUGGACUACUAUGUGGUGCGUCAGCUCUCCUGGGAACACGGUCAUGUCCUGUGUGCCUCUGUCAACUAUCUGCGUACUGUCUCCCUCUAUGUGUCUACUAACGCCCUACUGGCCAUUGCCAUUGACAGGUACCUGGCCAUAGUGCACCCGCUGAGACCGCGAAUGAAGUGUCAAACAGCUGCGGGCCUCAUCUUCCUGGUGUGGUCCGUGUCCAUCCUCAUCGCCAUCCCUGCCGCCUACUUCACCACGGAGACCGUGCUGGUCAUCGUGGAGAGCCAGGAGAAGAUCUUCUGUGGCCAGAUCUGGCCAGUAGACCAGCAGCUCUACUACAGGUCCUACUUCCUCUUGAUUUUCGGCCUCGAGUUCGUGGGCCCUGUGGUCGCCAUGACCCUGUGCUAUGCCAGGGUGUCCCGGGAGCUCUGGUUCAAGGCGAUGCCCGGCUUUCAGACGGAGCAGAUCCGCCGGAGGCUGCGCUGCCGCCGCAGGACCGUACUAGGGCUCGUGUGUGUCCUCUCAGCCUAUGUCCUAUGCUGGGCGCCCUUCUACGGCUUCACUAUCGUGCGUGACUUCUUCCCCUCCGUGUUUGUGAAAGAGAAGCACUACCUCACUGCCUUCUAUGUGGUGGAGUGCAUCGCCAUGAGCAACAGCAUGAUCAACACACUGUGCUUCGUGACGGUCAGGAACAACACCAGUAAGUACCUCAAGAGGAUCCUGCGCCUCCGGUGGAGGGCUUCUCCCAGCGGGGGCAAGGCCAGCGCUGACCUGGACCUCAGGACCACAGGGAUGCCUGCCACUGAGGAGGUGGACUGCAUCAGACUGAAAUAAGCAAAAUGGCACCACAGUACCUGAAUGCUCACAGCAACGAUAAACUUGUUUUUCUGCAAGCACAGAGGAAAGCGACACACUGUUCAAGGAACCCUGGAGUGUAGAGUUUCUCAAGUGGAUAUUUGAGACACUGUCCCCAGUGGUCAGCGUUCAUGGAAUACCUAAUUUUUGCAAAGAGUAGACACCAGUGAAAACCAUUUAUUUGACAAAAUGCCAUGGGGAUUAUAGCAAGGAAAUGUGGUACAGAGUGUCUGGAAGAGAGAGUUUCCAGAUAGAAGGCAGAACAAGCUCUGUAGAGCUCCCCUGGGCCACACUGGGCCUUGCUCACCUUUAGCAGAACUCUUGGGCUUUCCUUCCCGUCCAGCAUUGGCAAGCCUGGAGCAAGAGCAGCCGCAGAGGUUCUCAGCUCUUCCUGGAGUCAUUCUCUGUCCACCCCAGAGCCCAAUCACCAUUGGGAAUCCAAUGCACGUGUAGAUUUGCCAGGACCC
This is a messenger RNA of Microtus ochrogaster (prairie vole), 1696 nucleotides long. RefSeq names its product prokineticin receptor 1 (gene Prokr1). Gene Ontology annotation, biological process: neuropeptide signaling pathway. Gene Ontology annotation, molecular function: neuropeptide Y receptor activity. The record is from RefSeq and is a predicted model, not a curated record. NCBI's taxonomy places the organism in Eukaryota, Metazoa, Chordata, Mammalia, Rodentia, Cricetidae. Gene Ontology annotation, cellular component: plasma membrane.